Molecule: messenger RNA, 2737 nt
Organism: Impatiens glandulifera
Lineage: Eukaryota; Viridiplantae; Streptophyta; Magnoliopsida; Ericales; Balsaminaceae
Product: protein ENHANCED DISEASE RESISTANCE 2-like
Exons: 23
Coding region: 84-2348 (754 amino acids)
Molecular function (GO): lipid binding
Source: RefSeq, a predicted model, not a curated record
UGCCACAACGAGUAGUCAACACAAUCAACAGUUGUAAAAUCAAAAUCCCGGACCGGAAAGUUUUCACCGAUCAUCAUCACAUCAUGGCCUCACCGUUGCCUCCAUCGCCGGCAUCUCUUCAUUUGAAGAAGGUGUCCAGCGAAGGGGCAUCGUCUGAGAGCCUUGGUUCAGAGAGUCCCGGAGAGGAGUUCGAGUUCUCCGGCUGGGUUUAUCAUAUUCGAAUCAGCUCCCUAGGCCACGAAGCCUGUCACCUUCGUUUUCUCCGAAUCCGUGGCAAGUACGUCGAGAUGUUCAAGCGCGAUCCUUCCCAAGACCCUGGCAAUAAUCCAAUCAGGCGAGGUAUUGUUGGGCGUACUUUAAUGGUGGAAGAGUUCGGAAGGCGAAAGCUCAAUGAUGUUGAUUUUUAUGUCUUACGGAUCUUCAACCGGCUGGACCAGACCAAAAAGGGUGAGAUAGCUUGUAGUUCAGUUGGAGAUGCUCAUAAGUGGAUGGAGGCAUUCGAUCAUGCCAAGCAACUGGCUGAAUACGACCUCUCAAGGAGUGGUAGUUCAAGAAAUAAACUGAACAUGGAAAAUGAGAUUGAUCUUGAAGGACACCGACCUAGGGUAAGAAGGUAUGCACAUGGUUUUAAAAAGCUUAUACGAAUUGGAAGAGGACCAGAGUCUCUUUUGCACCAAUCCACGAACUUAGCUAAUAAAGGCGGGUCAACAGACUUUGGUGGGAAUGGUUCUGGGGAUGUGAUUGAAGCACAUGAAUGGAAAUGUGUUCGUACUGUCAAUGGUAUUAGAAUCUUUGAAGAUGUGUCUGAUCCGAAGAAUGGUAAAGCUGUUAUUGUGAAGGCUGUUGCUGUUCUGGAAGCUAGUGCAGAUACUGCUUUUGAGGUCAUUACGAAUCUUGAUCGACGCCAAAGAUACGAAUGGGAUACAUUGAUGGAUGACUUGAAGUUGGUUGAAUCUCUAGAUGGACAUUUUGAUGUCAUCUAUGGGAAACAUGAUUCCAGAUAUCUAGGAAGAUGCCAAUCUAAAAAAGAUUUUGUCUUCUCCAGACAGUGGUUCCGAGGACAAGAUGGAACAUAUACAAUAUUGCAUUUUCCUACAGUAGAUAAGAAGUGUCCUCCUAAACCUGGAUAUAGACGCAUAAAAAUUAAUCCUUCAACAUGGGAGAUUAGAAGUUUGAAAACAAAAGCCACUUCAAAUGGUGCAAGAUGCCUUGUUACUCAAAUGUUGGAGAUGAAAACAGUAGGCCGGUUUAAGUGGAGAAGUAAUCCUUACUCAAGUUUUGAAAAGUCUAUUUCUUAUGCUUUGUUGAGCCAGGUGGCAGGUUUGAAAGAAUAUAUUGGUGCAAACCCAGGACUCACGUCUGCUUCGGCCACAGUUGUUAGUUCAAAAUAUUCUGAUGGUAAUUUGUCCAGUGGUGAAUACGCAGAUGAUGAAGUUGCAGACCAAUUCUAUGAUGCUAUGAGCACAGAUUCAUCUUCAUCAGAUGAGGAUGUUGAAGAUGAAGUCGACAAGGACAGGAAGGACAUAAAAAUAAAGCUGAGAAAUGUAUCAUGGGCUAUUGCUGGCCUGGCGUUACGACGAAAUUCAGCAAAAGAUCUGGGUACAGAAUUAGAUCUAAAUGUUUCUCCAGCAAUUCUUGAUCCUAGUCAAUAUCAUGGAACCAUGCGCCAAGGGAAAGAUGACAAUGAUUAUAAUAGUUGGACAUCCCCAAAUGGUGCAGGGUUUAUGAUCCGCGGGAAAACAUACCUGAAAGAUAAUGCAAAGGUGAUGGGAGGAGAUCCACUUUUCAAGCUUAUAUCUGUUGACUGGUUCAAAGUUGAAAAACCCUUCAGCCGAGUGGCAUUGCAUUCCAGUUCACUCGUCCAGUCAGAAGCUGGGAAGAAACUCCCAUUUGUCCUCAUAGUUAAUUUGGAGGUUCCAGCAAAACCCAACUACAGCCUGGUACUGUAUUAUGCUGCUGAUAGGCCAAUAAACAAAAAUUCGUUACUGGGCAAGUUUGUUGAUGGGAAUGAUCUGUUUCGGGACUCGAGGCUGAAACUGAUUCCAAGAAUUGUUGAGGGAUAUUGGAUGGUCAAGCGUGCAGUUGGAACGAAGGCUUGCUUAUUGGGAAAGGCUGUUACGUGUGAGUACCUUAGAAAAGACAACUUCCUCGAGAUUGAUGUUGAUAUUGGGUCAUCUUCAGUGGCAAGAAGUGUCAUUGGUCUUGUUCUUGGAUAUGUAACUAGCCUUGUUGUUGACCUGGCCAUUUUAAUAGAGGGAAAGGAAGAAGCUGAACUGCCUGAAUACCUUCUUGGAACUGUUAGACUGAAUCGCGUGAGGCUAGACACUGCCCAGGCUCUUGAUAUUUGAUCAUAUAACCAUUUCUUUCUAAAAAAAAAGAUUUCUCAUUGAAGGGGGGAUUCAGAUAGAUUGCAUUUGAAAACAGAAGAAAAAGAUUAAAAAAUUUAUCGAAGGUUUCAUGACAAGGAUUAUGAUGAUGAACUGUGGAAACACAUGAAUGGUUUGUUGACAUGCCCACAGGUCCCAUUCUUUUGUGCACUUUCCUAUCAUGUGAAUUUAUUUAGGUAAUAAUCUAUUCUGUAUCAUAAAAAUACCAAAAAUUAAAUGUGUUUGUAAAAACUACAAACUCUAUUUUUCAUAUUUUGCUUUUGCUUUUGCUUAUAAAUUACAAACUAAGUUGACAUAUUACUGCAAUGUGUUUUCAUGUUUUGGUGAAUGUUUGAUAGUUAUUUAUAGAA